GGACUACGAGCAGGUCAGCGCGGGUGACGAGGGCGAAUUCCGCCGCAGCAACGAUGGCAUGCCGCCCGUGCAGGUGUACUGGCAAGCCCUGGGCUGUACAUACUGGGUGCACUGGCACAUGGUUGAGAUGAUUGGCCCUUCAGAGCAAAAGGAGCUCGAGGGCCAAGAGAAGGUGAACACGUUGACACAAAAACACAGACUGAGAGCAGUUGCACAACCAUUUUUGUGCAAGUCCCUGAGAGGUGUGUACUCCCUGCCUUACCUGGGGCAGCCACCGACCAAGGCUGCAGAGGCCCUGAGCCGUGCCGAGUGGUGGGAGCUGCUCUUCUUCAUGAAGAAGCUGGAAGCACAGGAGCAGAAAGAGAUCACCUUUCUCAUCCAGCAGGACCAGGGAGAGCAGGUAUGGGCCAGUGCCUGCAGUGGGGAAAUGGGAGGGAGAGAGCAAGGGAGAACAUUAGGGAGAGGAUGAGGACCGAAGGAGAUGGCAAAC
Molecule: messenger RNA, 490 nt
Organism: Empidonax traillii (willow flycatcher)
Lineage: Eukaryota; Metazoa; Chordata; Aves; Passeriformes; Tyrannidae
Product: cullin-7-like
Exons: 3
Coding region: 59-469 (136 amino acids)
Source: RefSeq, a predicted model, not a curated record